CUAUUGUUAGAGUAGGGAGAGAGAGUAGAGAGAGAGAGAGGGGGUGGGUGGUUUGAGGGUAAGUAGCUUAGAAGAGAUUAGUUUGCUUUGUGGAGGAAAAGUCCUUCAUACAGACGUGACUACAGACGUGGUGUGCUUCUGUCCCACCGAUCACAGUGACAAGUGUCUCAGUGUGUAGAUUACAUGACCACCUUGCGGCCAUCUAUGGAAGACAGAGGUAAGAUGCUGACCAGUGUAGUGGAGGAGAUCCGUCGAGCAGUCACCAGGAACAUCAGUGGAGCUCAGCUUCUCCACACGCUGCUACGGGCCCCAUGGCUGUAUGGCCUUCUCAAGGUGUACGACUGUCUGCUGGACUUUAAGAUAAUGGACCACAGGCCCACCUUCCCCGAUGCCUCCGGCCUCGCCUACCAAAUUAUGGAUGACUUGAAAACGGUUCAGUGUUCUGAUGAAGGCAGGGAACUCUACAAGAUCCUCCAAUCACCACACAUACAGGCCCUCCUGUCAUCCCAUGACAGCAUCGCCCGGUUGGACUACGAGCCGGUCUUACCUCCUCUACCAGAAGAGCUUCCAGGAGACCAGGACGCCAUGAGGAUCGUCUGCCUGGUGAAGAACAACCAGCCGCUGGGUGCCACUAUAAAGAGGGAUGAGGAGACAGGGGAGAUCUACAUCGCGAGGGUCAUCCACGGAGGCCUGGCAGACCGCAGCGGUCUUCUCCACACUGGUGACCUCCUCCUAGAGGUAAAUGGUAACCCAGUGGAGGGUCUGGAGCCGGAGCAGGUCAUCCAGAUACUGAUUCAUUCUCAGGGAACCAUUCUGUUCAAAGUCAUCCCAAACAAACCGCAGACCACUGCCACCAACUCCUCUGUCUUCAUGCGGGCCAUGGUGGACUACAGUCCCCAGCAGGACUGGUCCCUCCCCUGCCCUGACGUUGGCAUGUCCUUCAGGAAGGGCCAGCUGCUGGAGGUGGUGGACCAGACGGACGGACACUGGUGGCAGGCAAGACGGCUGCCCACCACCUCUUCCUGCGCCGGCCUCAUCCCGUCGACUAGCAUGCUCAAGAGCAAACAGAGGGAGCAGUGGUGGAGCCAACCUCUUCCCAUAGACACCUGCAUCCGCCAAGUGCUGACUGAUGGCCCUUGUAUAGACGGGGUUUCCAGGCCUGUGGAUGAAAAAGCAGACGAAGAGCCACUCAAUAAUGAUGAAGCUGAAUCAGAUGUAAUUAAUGGACUCUACCUGGCGGGGUUCCGGCGGAGCCUCCGUCUGUGGCGGAGGAUGGCCUACAGGGGGUGUCGUCUCUCCUGCUCCUCCUGCUACUCCUGCUCCCCGCACAGCACCUCCCUAUCCAACCCUUAUGAGGAGGUGGUCCUCUACCAGCGCUCCCCCCAGGAGAACCCCCGCCUCAUUGUUCUUGUGGGAACUUCAGGGGUCGGAGUGAAUGAACUGAGGAAGAAUCUCAUCAGGAUGAAGCCCUCCUUAUUCAAGGGUCCCAUACCACGUCUGUACUCGCUUCCCACCUUGUAUCAUGGACCCCUUUACCAUCUCUAUACCCUCCGUAUUACCUGCUGUGUCUGUGUGUCAUUAGAUACCACCCGACCAAUGAGAGAAGGGGAACAGACAGGGAGAGAGUACCACUUUGUCACCAGAGAGCUGUUUGAGUACAUGGUCUGCAACAACAGGUUCCUGGAGUAUGGGCUCUGCAGGGGCCACCUGUACGGGACCAGCAGCGAUGCCAUCAGAGAGGUGCUGAGGAAAGGCAGGAUCUGCAUCAUCGACGCUGAGCCUCAUAGUCUCCAUGCGCUGCGCAGCAGGAAGUUGAAGCCCUACGUGAUCUUCAUCCGACCCCCAGAGCGUGACGUCCUGAGACUGACCCGGCAGCACGCCCGCAUCCUCACCUCCUGCUGCAGCUGCAGAGCCUAUACCGAGGAGGACUAUGAGGAGCUGGAGGAGGCGUCAGGGCUGAUGGAGAUGAAGUACCGCCAGCUAUUCGACCGGACGGUGGAGAACGGAAGGCUGGAGGAGGCGACGGCGGAGCUGCUCUCUGUCAUCCAGGAGGCGCAGGAGGAGGAGCAGUGGGUCCCUGCUCCCUGGAGUGUCCCAGAAGAGUCCAGACGGGAGGAGCGGAGGGACAAGGGGAUCCGGGAGGAGCGGAGAGGAGGUCUGACCUACACCAUGGACUACACCAGCGAUGUGUACUAGGAGGAAUACCUUAUGGCCGUCGCACUCCGGCGAGCCGUCCACUGGCAUGCAACCUUAUAUCAGUUCUGAAACAUCAUUUCUAACGUGAGCGCUCUGACCCGAAGCUCAUUCCAGCUCUGCUCAAAAGCUUGUCGCACCGUGCGGCGCCAUGAAACACAGAACAAGCCCUCGAAUCAAACCAAACGGCGUGUUUUGUCCUUUCUACGAAGCAGUGGUCCGUGGCUCGUCUGGUGUGCCACCAGCUUUAACUCAGACAGAGAUAGUCAGUUCACCUUUUCGCUAACAUAUGCAAGAAAAACUCCAGUUAAGCACAAUAACUGCUUUUAAACUGAGGAGUUCACAUGCAGUGAGGUGAAGCCGUACAUAAAGACUGGGGGCUUACGCUAACGUUACGCCAGAGGUUGGAAGCUGCAGAUGCAUGGUUCAAAAACCAAACACAAACUGCAGCAUUUGACUCAAGCCAUGUUUCCACCCAAAACGACGCAUUACUUUUGGUCCACGGAACUGCCUUUCAGGGAACUGGAAGGUUCUUUCGGCCCCUUGAAUGAAGACCCUCUUAAGUUAGGAAGAUUAAGCUCCUUAACAUCAGAUAUAUAACGACAAGGACAUGACAAAUUGAGUAACUUAACAUCAGGUAUAUAAGGACAAGGACAUGAACAAUUAUUUCCCUUUACAUCAGGUAUAUAACGAAUAAAGGACAUUACAAAGCGAGAAAUAAUGAGAGAACAAUCAUUGCAUCAUCGGUUACGACGUGAAUAUGCAGCAUUUUCCAGAGUUUAACUGGACGGACCCUGAAGCUCAUACAGCCAGAGUGUGUGUUGAGUGUAGAGUGCAUGCUCCUGUGGGUUUAGCCGAUGAUCAUAGAGCUAGUUUUAAAUCCAGUUUGCAGGACAAGGGGGACUAUGACCAAUAGCGUGAGUGCGUUCUGUUAUUCAUCCAUAUUUUGGAGUCAAUCUUUUUUUAGGUUGAUUCCCUGCUCAAUAACUAAAAGUAGUCUAUUCCUCUUUCGGAGGACUGUAGCGAUACAAAUGCCCAUCUUCAUUUUAUUGAAUGAAACGCACGUAACAGAUAGUGAUAAUUAUAGGUCUAUGAUGGUAGUUUACCACUCGGGAUGAUCAAUACAUAUAACAGAUAUUGAUAACUAUAGGUCUAUGAUGGUAAUUUACCACUAUGAUUUAAAUUACCACUACUACAGAUUUUUUACAUUUGAGGGCAUUUAGCAGACGCUUUUAUCCAAAGCGACUUACAUCACAUUGAAACACCAACGGCAGAGUCAACCAUGCAAGGUGACAGCCAGCUCGUCAGGAGCAGUUAGGGUAAAGUGUCUUGCUCAGGGACACAUCAACACUCUGGGGAGCUGGGGACUAGCAACCUUUCGGUUACAAGACAACUGCUCUACCUCCUGAGCUAACACCGACUCCUCACACACACACACACACACACACACACACACACACACACACACACACACACACACACACACACACACACACACACACACACACACACACACACACACACACACACACACACACACACACACA
Molecule: messenger RNA, 3740 nt
Organism: Gadus macrocephalus (Pacific cod)
Lineage: Eukaryota; Metazoa; Chordata; Actinopteri; Gadiformes; Gadidae
Gene: mpp4a
Product: MAGUK p55 scaffold protein 4a
Exons: 20
Coding region: 184-2196 (670 amino acids)
Cellular component (GO): adherens junction; plasma membrane
Molecular function (GO): protein binding
Source: RefSeq, a predicted model, not a curated record